AUGCUCCUUGGCCGGCUGACCCCUCUCCUGAGCCUGCUUGUUGGGACCUGGCUGCCCACAGGCUCAGGGAGGCCUGGACCCUGGGCCCGCCCACCUCAGUCCUGGGCUGCAGCCAAUCAGACCCGGGCUCUGGGCCAAGGCACCCCAGUACCCCUGGUGCUGGCCUCUGCCCUCAGCAGCUGGAAGGCUUUCUUGGGCCUGCAGAAAACCAGACGGCUGGGGAUAGGUGGGCUGCAGCAUAAGCAGAAGGAGGCCACCACUGUGUCUCUGCCACUAGACCCGUGGGAAGUGACCCAGGAAAAUUGCAAAGCUGUGCCCUUCACUCAGGUGCUCUCCCAGCCUGGCUGCAUGGCCGCCCGCCUCCGCAAUCACCUCUGCUUUGGCCACUGCUCCUCUCUCUACGUUCCCAGCUCAGACCCCACCUCGCUUGUCCUCUGCAACAGCUGUGUGCCCGCUCGCAAGCGCUGGGCACCCGUGGUCCUGUGGUGUUGGGUGGGGAGCCCAGCCUCCCGUCGGCGGGUGAAGACGUCCACCGUGCUUGUGGAGCGGUGCACCUGCAGCCCGAAGGCAUGA
This is a messenger RNA of Cynocephalus volans (Philippine flying lemur), 573 nucleotides long. It is a transcript of the gene DAND5, whose product is annotated as DAN domain BMP antagonist family member 5. Bases 1 to 573 code for a protein of 190 amino acids. The record is from RefSeq and is a predicted model, not a curated record. NCBI's taxonomy places the organism in Eukaryota, Metazoa, Chordata, Mammalia, Dermoptera, Cynocephalidae. The transcript is spliced from 2 exons.